CUCAUUAUUCAGAGACAGACGGAUCUCAGGUCAUCUGCAGCUGCAGCAAAGGAGAAGCAGGAAAGAUGGCGAUCAUCCAUUAGACCGACCGGGCGCACGCAUGAAAUACGAGGACAACUUUUGGGAGGAUCGCUUGAGGAGAAGAUUGUACCAGUUUCCCUGAUUUUCCAGGGAGUGCUCCCUCUUUUCAGUGAUGGAGGUAUUGCAGUGUGACGGCUGUGACUUCCGUGCCGAGUCAUAUGAUGACUUGAAGACCCACAUUCAGGAAGUGCACACGGUUUUCCUGCAGCCUGCAGAUGCAGAUGAGUCGAACUCUUUGAAAGACGAGGACGAAGAUGAGGAGGAAGAAGAGGAAUUUGACGAGAAGGAUGAACGGGAUUAUUCAUCUCCUAAAGCUGGAAUGAGCCCCAAUACUACUGACAAUUCCAACCCAACACCACAAAAGCAGACAGCUGAAACCCACCUGCCGUUUUUCCAGUGCAAGUUCUGUGUCCGUUACUUCAGAUCGAAGUCAUUCUUAAGAAACCACACCAAAAAAGUGCAUAAUGAUGUUGAGGAAGAUUCAGAUGCAAGUAUCUCCCCGCAGACAGCCGAGCAGCUCAGCUACACCAUUAUUAUGCACAAUGACAAUUCAAAAGUGUAUUCCUGUCAGUAUUGCACAUACAAGUCUCCACGCAAAGCAAGAAUAAUAAAACACCAACUAAUGUAUCACAAUAAGGUUCCCUCAGAGAGCGCUGGAGAUCCUUUAGAAUACGAUGAACCAGGAGAGGAAUCAGACUCAGCCAGUGGACUCAUGAAGGGAACAUUUGCCUGUGAAUGGUGUGACUAUCAGACUGACCAGAAGGACAGCUGGACUAAUCACGUCGUGAAGGAACACAGUGACAAGGUCAAGAUAGUUUCCUGCGUAGACGAGCUGGAAGGUGAAGCAAGUGCAAGCUCACCCAAACCAGAUUCUCCCUCUGCCUCCCAAAGCCCAACUAGAUCAAAGUUGGGUUUCAAUGAGGUCGAAGGUGAGGAAGAGGCGGAAGGAAAAACAGAAGAAAACACGUCGGAGAAGUCAGUCCCAGAAAUCUCAUCCUUUCAGUAUGCACAUAUUAGUGCAGUAACACCCAACAGCACAGGUUCCUCCAUUUUGUCCAAGAGGUUCGCUUCAUCUGACGUCUCCAAUAGUGUCGUAGAGCCGGAAGCCAACUUACUCAAUGAAGAAGACUCUAGGAGCAGCUUAGAGAUGGAUGAUGAGGAAGAGUUGGGCGAUAUAGAUGAUCCCAGCUAUACUGGGACCCUGUCAGCAGAUGCAAAGCAGCUUUUAACUGAUGAGGACAAUAAAUUACUGGAGACUAAAGGAAUACCAUUUAGAAAGUACAUGAACCGUUUUCAGUGCCCUUUCUGCUCCUUCCUCACCAUGCACAGGCGAAGCAUCUCCCGGCACAUUGAAAAUAUUCACCUUUCUGGUAAAACUACAGUGUAUAAAUGUGAUGAAUGCCCGUUUAUUUGCACCAGCCCUCUUAAACUAGGCACGCACAAACAGAGCCACAUAUCCUCAGAUUUAGACACCAUGGACCUAACAAGCGGAAGUCCAGAUUCUCACAAUGACAAUGCUGCAGAGCCAGUUAAUGGGGGUUGUGCAAGUUCCAAAGUCAACGGCAAAAGGAUAACCAGCACACCGAACGACCAGCAGAACCCUCAUCGCUGCACACUCUGCAGCUUCUCUACCACCACUCUGAAAGGUCUGAGGGUUCACCAGCAGCAUAAGCAUUCCUACUGUGAUGACCUAGAUCCCACUGUCUUUGAAAACCAGCUGACUGACCAGCCGGACUCUGAAGUGGACGCUUCUCCGAUCUUUUUACAAAAAACCCAGACCUCGAUUUUAGGACUUGCCACCAAAAAGCCCUUAGUAACAGGGAAAAGGGCCAGGAAGUCCAUUAAUGAUUUGCCUUUGGAUUUGUCCUCGGUUAAGAAGAGAACUAGAAUUGAUGAAAUUGCCAGUAACCUUCAAAGUAAGAUAAGCCAAAGCCAACAGGACAUGAUCAUAAACCUAGAUGACAUGGAUGAUGAAGAUGCAGGUGAAAAUCACACCAGUGCUGAUGGAGAAGGUAGAAACCAUGACAAUAAAAACUUCACUUAUAACACACAGCAGCUUCAUGCAAGAGAUUUAAUGAUCUCUCACGAGGGAGGCCGAAUAGGGAAAAGAAAAAGCAACCCUAAGUCAAAACCUAGAAACAUUCCUAUAUCACUAACUCUUUCAGAUGAUUGUGAAAACAUCUCUGUUGACCCCAGUGACGGUGCUAUCCAAGAGAACGCUGAUUAUUCAGAGGAUCAGGGAACUACACGUUUCUACUGCAAACACUGUGAUUACCACAACAAAUCAGCGCGUAGCGUCAGCACCCAUUACCAGAGGAUGCACCCUUACAUAAAAUUCAGCUUUAAGUACAUCCUGGACCCCGAGGACCAGAGUGCGGUCUUCCGCUGCUUAGAGUGCUACAUUGAAUACACAAAUUACAAUGAUCUGCAUCAACACUACAUGGAUCACCACCCUGAAGCAAGCAAUGUGCUCAACUUCAAUCAACCAGAUCUGGUAUACAUGUGCCGCUUUUGUUCGUACACAAGUCCCAAUGUCAGGAGCCUGAUGCCCCAUUACCAAAGAAUGCACCCAACAGUGAAAAUCAACAAUGCAAUGAUCUUCUCCAGCUAUGUAGUGGAGCAGUCCCACAAAACGGGUGAAUCGCAAACCCUGAGGGAAAUACUAAACUCUGGCCCCAAGAAUUUGAACUCAGCCGCUUCGACCCCAAGGUCAUCCUCCAGCCCAGUGCCCAAAACGGUCUCCAAGACCCCUGAAGCCAGUGCUGAGGCAGACGCUCUCAAAGAACCUAUGGGUGGCAAUGUUGUUGUGUAUGAUUGUGAUGUGUGUUCUUUUGCUAGCCCCAACAUGCACUCUGUGUUGGUCCACUAUCAGAAGAAACAUCCAGAGCAAAAGGCGUCUUAUUUCCGUAUACAGAAAACCAUGAAGGUCAUCUCGGUGGAUCAAUCGCAGCCUGUUGCAAACUCUUCAUAUAAUCUCAACAUGGCUACGCCUCCAAAACAACCAAGCGCAGCACUGUAUGGAUCAGAUGAAGAAAUGUACUACUGUAAACAUUGCGUGUACAGCAACAGAUCUGUUGUUGGUGUGUUGGUCCAUUAUCAAAAGAGACACCCAGAAGUGAAAGUGACAGCAAAAUAUAUCAAACAUGGCGCUCCGACUCCUGGUUUGAUGAAAUUAAUGGAUGAAUUGCAGAUUGCGACUCCCAAACAUUUUUUGAAGCAGUUUCAAAAUAACGGUCACGAUGGAUCUAAUAACACAAGCCCUAAACCCGGAAGUGGUGAGAAAGGAGAGGAUGAGCUGUUUUUCUGUCAGCACUGUGAUUAUGGAAAUCGCACUGUAAAAGGAGUGCUUAUUCAUUACCAGAAGAAGCAUAGGGAAACCAAGGCCAACGCUGACCUUGUACGUCGUCACACUGCAGUUGUCCGGAGUCAGCGCGAGCGCGCACAGAUGGUUCAGUCGAGCAGUGUCUCUUCUGCCUUGAUCCCAGCUCCCCCGGACCCUGAAAACACUACAACCCUGCGCUCCCUGAAGUGUAGACACUGUUCAUACACAUCCCCCUACGUCUACGCCCUAAAGAAGCAUCUGAAGAAAGAGCACCCCACUGUGAAAGCCACAGCCAUGACCAUUUUACACUGGGCUUAUCAAGAUGGCAUUCUGGAGGCUGGCUACCACUGUGAGUGGUGCAUUUACUCCCACGCUGAACCCCAAGGCCUGCUGCUCCAUUACCAAAGACGCCAUCCUGAGCACAAUGUUGAUUACACAUACAUGGCCAGCAAGCUAUGGGCUGGACCUGAGACCACUCAACAAGGGGCCAAUAUGGAAACUAAACAUUACAAAUGCAGAGACUGUGCCUUUGAGGCCUGUACAAUAUGGGACAUCACUAGCCACUAUCAGGUAGUGCACCCUUGGGCCAUUAAAGAGGAUGAAUCUGUGCUUUUAGAUAUUAUCAAAGGGAAUGGCCCAGCUGAAAAUAUACACCAGCUGGUUGCCCAAGAACAUGUUUCUUUCAAUUGCCAAUCUGUUGAAGAUGAUGGAGCACAGGUCAUGGUCACAACACCUCAAGAAAGCAGUCCCCAUCCUACCCACCCACGUCUUUCCAUCUCAAACAAUCCUUAUCAGUGCACUGUGUGUCUGUCAGAGUACAACAGUCUCCAUGGCCUCCUCACUCACUACGGAAAGAAGCACCCAGGUAUGAAAGUAAAAGCUGCAGAUUUUGCACAGGAGGCAGACAUCAACCCCAGUUCUGUGUAUAAAUGUCGUCACUGUCCAUAUGUAAACUCCCGAAUCCACGGUGUCCUAACUCACUAUCAGAAGAGACACCCAUUAGUGAAAGUUACUGCAGAAGACUUUGCGGAUGACAUAGAGCAAAUCCCUGAUGUAAAUGAAGGAGACGACAAGUGCAAAACUCAAAGGCAAGGCUACGGCGCAUACAGAUGCAAAAUCUGCCCCUACACGCAUGGGACACUGGAGAAACUCAAAAUCCAUUAUGAGAAAUAUCACAAUCAGUCGGCCUCUGAAAUGUUCGCUCCCUCUCUGACAUAUUUCUCUCCCGGUAGAGAAACAGAGCCAGUGGCUGAAUGCAGCGCUGGUAAUAUAUCAAGUGCAGGAAAAGUCCAGGAGGUCAGUGAAUUGGACCUUGCCCUCUCCCAGUUACCCAUCAAUAAGACUGAGAAGCAUGCUAUAUUCAAGUGUCAGCUCUGCAAAUACUUCUGCUCCACCAGGAAAGGCAUCGCUCGUCACUACCGUAUCAAGCACAACAACGUCCGUGCUCAGCCGGAGGGUAAAAACAAUGUCUUCAAAUGUGCUCUGUGUUCGUACACGAACCCUAUACGCAAAGGUCUGGCAGCACACUACCAGAAGCGGCACGAUAUCGAUGCCUAUUACACCCAUUGUCUGGCUGCUUCCAAAACUAUGACCGAAACGCCUAACAAAGUGAUAGCACCCCCACCGCCAGAAGCUGACAAUUCAGAAAUGAGUGAAGACUUGCGUUUGGCAGUGGAGAGACGAAAGUGUUCUCUUUGCGCCUUCCAGGCCUUCAGCAGGAAGAGCAUUGUCUCACACUACAUUAAACGCCACCCAGGUGUCUUCCCCAAGAAGCAGCACUCUAGCAAGCUUGGCCGCUACUUUACCGUUAUCUAUGCCAAAGAACCUGAGAAGGUUGCUGUCAGUACAGUGGCAGAGGAUGACAAAGAAGAGCUGGAGGUUCAGCCCAAACCCGAGCAGGACAGAGAGGUCGAAUGGCUGCCGUUCAAGUGUCUAAAAUGCUUCCAGUUGUCCUUCAGCACAGGCGAGCUGCUCUCUAUGCACUACAACGAUCACCACAGCAAUGACUUGAAGAGAGACUUUGUGGUAUCGCCCGUACCCGAGGAGGAAGACUCCGAGUUGUACAAGUGUACUCACUGUGAGCUGAAGUUCCUUGCUCUGCCGAUUCUCGCGAAACAUCUAUUGAACCACAAUGAGGAGUUUCAGAAGAGGGCCAUGAGGCAGGAGAGGAGGAGGCAGCUGCUCAGCAAACACAAAACCGCAGAACUUCCCGAGACCAAGCCUGAGAAGGAAAACCCUGUAAAUAAAGCUCCCAUAGGAUUCAGGUGUAACUUCUGCAUAGAGAUGCACCCCACCCUCCGAGCCAUCUGCAACCACCUUAGGAAGCACGUCCAGUAUGGAGAGGUCAAAGAGGGACAUGUGAAGCAGGAAGUCAGCGAGGUCCCCCUGACCCUGCCUUCAGAGACCCUGACUAACGGCGACCUCGACAGGGAUGAAGCAGCUGAAUUGGACGCCCUCGAGAGACCCGCGGCUACAAUGAUGGGUCCACCCUUGGUUUCCACAGCUUCAGCUGGUGGUCUCGUUGCCGCGGAGACACUGGAACCAGAAACUAAUGCUGUUGAAGGACGGGGAGCUGCCCUCGUGGCUGCAGCGAGGGCCGUUGUGGCAGAGGGCGAACUGAAGCAGCGAUUAGCAGCAGGGGGUCACCCAUGUGCCCAGUGCGACAGAGUCUUCAUGUCCAUGCAGGGAUUGAGGUCCCAUGAGAGGAGCCACUCAGCCAUGGCGCUUUUCAGCCGAGAAGACAAAUACAGCUGCCAGUACUGCCAGUUCGUCUCACCCUUCAGACACAAUCUGGACAGACAUGUGCAGUCUCACCAUGGGCACCACAAGCCCUUCAAGUGCAAACUCUGCCCCUUUAAAUCUGCCUACGUGAGUCGCUUGAAGAGCCACCUGAAUAAGGCACACACAGGUGAGCAGCACACAUACCAGUGCUUGUCUUGCCCCUUCUCCUCUAUGACCAUCAGCCAGCUGAAGGAGCACUCUCUGAGAGACCAUGGAGAGGCCCUGACCCUCCCCAAACUCCGGGCUGCUACCCAGGCUGCUCACGGCGCCCUCAGGCCCUCACGGCUGGCCGGUAACACAGAGCAGAAUCCGUUGGCUCUGGAUGAUCCGUCAUACCUGGAGCCAGCUGAUGUUCGUCAGCAGCUUAGUCAUUACCAGCUGGCCUCCCGCAGUCAACUGUCUUCUGGCUCAACGGCGGCUGAUAAUCGACCAGACAGCGUCCUCACUUGUGAGUUUUGUGAGUUCAGCUCUGGAUACAUGCAGAGCCUGCGUCGGCACUACAGGGACCGCCACGGUGGCAAGAAGCUCUUCAAGUGUAAAGACUGUUCCUUUUUCACCUGCUACAAGAAUACCUUCACCAUGCAUGUGGAGGCCGGUCACAACAACAUUGCACCUGAUAACCUCCCUAAAGACCUGCGCUGCCCUCUCUGCCUCUACCACACCAAACAUAAGAGCAAUAUGAUUGACCACAUUGUCCUGCACAGAGAGGAGCGUGUGGCUCCACUGGAGGUCAGCCGCUCCAAGCUGUCGCGCCACCUGCAGGGCCUCGUUUUCCGUUGCCACAAAUGCACCUUCACAUGCUCCAGUGACCAGGCCCUGCAGCUGCACCUGCAGAAGCAUGCUGAGAUCAAACCCUACCAGUGCCAGCUCUGCUAUUACGACAGCAGCCAACGGAGCCAGCUAGAGGAGCAUCUACGCCUUGAGCACAAGGUUAUCCGCAACUUCGAGCUGAUGGGCCGCGUCAACCUGGACCAGCUGGAGUUGAUAAAGGAUCAAGGGAGCAGCGCAGAGGAGGACGAGGAAAGAGAAAUGAUGGAGAUGGUUGGUGAUGGAAAAGUAGCUGCACACGAGGAGGAGGAAUACGACGACGAAGGAAUGGAGAUUAUGGAGAACAUGGUGGAGGAACAGAGAGGGAUAGAUGAUGACGAGAUAGAGGACAACUUCAAAGAGGAAGAGGAGGAGGAGGAGGAAGAAGAUGAGGAGGAUGUCAGGGGGGUGGAGGAGGAGGAGAAGCCCAGCCUACAAGAGGUCCUUGCAUCUCCCACCAGCAGCAGCAGCAGCAACACCUCUGCGCCCAGCAGUGCAGAGAAACGUCUUCCCUGUGAGUUCUGUGGCCGCUGCUUCACUAACAGCCUCGAGUGGGAGCGUCAUGUCCUUCGACACGGCAUGACGGUCAAUAACAGUAACAUGGACAACAGCACCACCUCCGCAUUUGAGGCCUCAGCUUCAUCUUCCACCGGCUCCUCUGUCUUGAUGGACACAGGAUUGGACGCGUCCAGCAAUGGCAAUGAGGAAGGGAACCCCGCUGAUCUCUCACUGAGCAGUCCAAACCAGUACGUGGAAGGCAAACAAAUGCUUGACACCAAAAAGGAUCAACAGUUUGGUUGAAGUGAUUGUGGCCCGUUGGGAUACUGUGCUGGAAACUGAUGACCAUGGGUAGGAUCGGCACCGAGCUGAAUCGUAAAAUAGGACGUUAAAGGAAAGAAAAAGAUUGAAACUGAAAAAAAAGUGACUUCUUAUGAGUUGGCGCAUUACUAGAUUUUAGGUGUUACAUAUUUAAGUAUUAGAUUGUUCUUCAUAAAACGGCUGAGCUCUUUAAAUGGGCAGUCCCCUAGGACAGAUCUUAAUAUAUUGGUAACCAAUAGUGAACAGAACUCUUUAUUGCUGACAUUCUGGUCAAAUCUACAGUGAAAGAUCCCACCUAGAUGAAACGAAGCUAUUUAUAGAGAAAGAUGUCCCAAAUGAUUAACUAAAUUUAGUAUUUUAUUAUUUGAAGCACCUUUUACGCUCCCCCCAAAAACAGGGGGACUGUAGAUUUACCCAAAUGGAACAAACAUGAUAUGAAAGCAUUUAAAACCGUGGCCCACUGUAGAGCUACCUAUUCCUGUUUCUUGUCGAAAUUUGAGACUUUUUUUCAUCUUAGCCUGUGUGUUAAGUGUGUAGAAGUAUUCCUCGAGAAAGAAUCGCACCUUAUCUAUUUUAGUAAAACCACAAAACAUGUUUUCUUUAUUCGUAGAAAUACUGACAAUUUCCCCCCCAAUGUUUGUAGCAAAUUGCUAUAUUUUAGGUCCUUUAAUAUUAUACUACGUAUAAGCCUUUCAGCCUGUGGCACCCUUUGCAUUUUGACUGUACUAUUUCAUUGUCCAGUAAUUUCACGUGAUGGAAUAAUGGAAAUAAUGGUUAAAAUGCCCCUUACCCUGUAAGAUAUAUUGUUUGUAGUCCGGGUUAAACAAUAUCAACCUGUGCACUCAGAUGAUCAAUAUAACAACAGAGAUAUGUUCAAUGUGUCAUGACUGUAUCCACAUGAUAUAGGUAUCCGUUAAACUGAGCAUACCAAGAGUUAACCUGGAGCAUAACUACAGGUUUUCAUAACAGUGGCGUAAUAAAUUGUCAUCAUUAUAAAUAGACAGAAAUCACACUUGUCUUUUCAGUGAAAUAAUUAAUAAUUGGACGUGCAUCAAAAUGACAAUUAAAUGCAAAGUUUUGACGAGGCUGACCACCACGGCUGAGUGUUGAAGCCAGUGCGUAAGUGCCUUAACAGUCCAGUUCCUCUAAUGGCCACUAGAUGGCUUUAAUUGCUUUUUUAUUUUUUUUAAAGUCAGCUAGUUUGAAGUAACCAGGAAAUCAACCCCAAUCUCUCUUUAAAUUGUUUUCCAGAAUAAUUUAUGGCCUCAACAGCUAAAUUUACUUCUACUAAUUUGUGUCUUUGUGGCAAUUCUGACAGUCAUUGUUUAAAUACAAUCUGAUUACAUCAAAUUAGAUUGGAUUUUAUUGUAAUUGCACAGAGUUUUAAUACAACGACGUAGUGCAAUCAGCAGCAAAGAGGAUGUUGAGGCCUGAAGUGUUGGUUUGACCUGAUUCCCAAAAAUAUAUAUUCUAAUCAACCCUUUCAGGUAAUUAUACAUGCAGAGAGCUUUGUUUUUUUGGCCAAAGUCUUGAGAUAUCCAUCUCUGAGAUUUCUGCUGAUUCAAUAGAAGUAGGUGGAAUUGAAUUUGUUAUACUUACAGCAUCUAAGAAAUUGAGUAGAUUUCAGUGGAACGACUUUCUACCAAACAAAAAGUCCCGAUGAAAACUGUUGAUAGUUUGAUCUGAGUGUUGUAUUAUAUUAUCCAAAGUGAAAGGGAAGGCUGUUUAUGGAAAUUCAAUGCUUAACUGGGUAUUAUUUGGAGCCAUGUUUGCUUGAUUGACAGAUGUCUCUGUCUUUCACAGUCAGCCCUGGUGAUUACAUGAACUCCAUCCCGGCCCCUCUAUAUCAGCCACAUUCAGAUUUUUAGGCUACAAAUGACUGACAGGCUGGCAUUAACCAUAAAACUCAAAUCUUGACCUUGAGACCUCCCUUCAGAAACGUAUGGCGGAUGCCACAGACAAAUUAGAUUUGCUUUUUUGCAGUCUGUGGUCCAGUUCUUUAGUAAUGGGAUUCACUGAAAAGACAAGUGUAACCAGCACUGAAAACCUUAAAUCAUUGGUUUCCACAUAGAGUCUAUUCUCCACUGGGACUCUAUGUUGACUUUUGAAAAGGUAUAAAAUCCCCCAACUUAAGCUCCUUUAAAUACUGUAUUGGCACAACUGUCAUAGCCUGGAUAUGUGUGCUUCUUUUAAGAUGAAGUUGUCAUGUUAUUGUUGAUACUGACAAAAGGCAGAGAUUGUAUAUGUUGAAAGUUGCUGCUUGAAUACCCUAAAGCCUUAUAAGAUAAUAAAUAGCAAUUAAGUCAAAUGUAAGCCCAAUUCCAAUGAGACCAAUAAGCAACAUGAAACAAUCGGAAAUUUUAACUUUAAAAUACAAUUUUUAAAAAGGGCACAAUUAUUGUAAUUGUGUUCUUGGUACCAAAAUAUUUACCAAGACUGCUGUGUUUGCUGCUGUGUCUAUCCUGAGCAUUAAACCAUUGAUGGAAAUGGGAAAUUUGGGUUUUGGAACCCAGGCGAACCAUGUUUGCAGCCAUGUAUAGAAAACAAACCUAUUUGUUAAGUGUUUGAACCGUGGUGUUUCAGAAAGGAUAAUUUAACCCUUUUUCCUUUAGGUGUUUUCAUUUUUUUUAAAGAAGAAAAAAAAAGAAAACUAAAAAUGAUAGCUAACCCUUAGGGAGCUUUUUUGAAUCCCCAAUCCAACAUUAUUACGCUGUUGUACAAUGUCUGGUUACAAUGAAAAUAUCUCCUUUUCUGUACUGUAAUGGGAAUGAGCAGAUAGGAAGAGUAGUGUGGUUGUACAAUAUUUAAACACAUGAAGGAAAAGUAUGCAGUUCGCUAUUAAUUAAUGGCCUGGGCUUUUAUUGUGAAGAAGAAGGAAUACUAGGCAAAGUAAGAGACAAGAAAAGGGGCAUUUAUCUAAACUGCUUGGUCUUUUUCUGGGCUUGGCCAGUCGACCUAUAGAUCCCUCUGAGAUCUAGCUGACUCAUGUCCAGUCCAACAUCUGACACUCCAGUAUCUUCUACCCAUGACCAGUAAGGACAUCAGCUCACUUGCUCCAAAUAGGCCUGCCCUUACAUGUAGUCUACCCAGACAACAGAGGUGGGAAUGUAGCAGCCCCACUGUGCUCCUCAGUCCUUGUAAUACCUUAAAAAAAAAAAACUGUUGAGUUGGUGCUGAAUCUCAUAGCCCUUUUUUCUGUUUUUCAGGACCAGCGUGUAGCUUUUUUGAAAGUAAAACUGUUUGAAACCUGUUGUUGUAGAAAUAAGCUUUGUUAAGGCAGCUUGUUGCCCAGCUUGAAAGCCCAGAUGAUAAAUUGGGGACAAUCUGGGUAACGAAGCUGUCGACCCAAAAUUGUUUGUUGUUCUGUGAUCAUUUUUAAUAGAAAAAGACUAUGAAUCCCUCACUGUGUGCAGUCUCUAGACUGUAAUAUUCCCAGUUUACCCAAAGUUAAGACCCUGCUGACAACACACUGGAUACUUGUAUAUAUGUUUAGUUUGUUUCCAAUGAAUUUCUCUUUUCAGACUGUUGUCUCCAUAGUUUGACACUAGAAUCUCUCCUUCUUGCCUUUCUUCCCAUACAAAUCUGAUUACCUGAUGGUGGGUUGUGAUGUUGCCUAGAAUGAUUGUUUACAAUUUUAUUCCAUUUAUCUCUGGAUAUUCUGUAAAUAUUGUAAUUCAUUGUCUUUUUUUAACUUGAUAAUAAAGUUAUCAGAUAACGGUU
Anoplopoma fimbria (sablefish) is the source of this 11530-nucleotide messenger RNA. It is a transcript of the gene znf462, whose product is annotated as zinc finger protein 462. The coding region runs from base 194 to 7792 and encodes 2532 amino acids. Gene Ontology annotation, biological process: regulation of gene expression. The record is from RefSeq and is a predicted model, not a curated record. The transcript is spliced from 13 exons. Gene Ontology annotation, cellular component: nucleus. Lineage: Eukaryota; Metazoa; Chordata; Actinopteri; Perciformes; Anoplopomatidae.